AUGGAAGGCUCCAAUGGCUUUGGGAUUGACUCCAUUCUCUCCCACCGAGCGAGCAGCCCCGCCCUUCCCAAGGGGGACCCCUUGCUUGGGGACUGCCGUUCACCCCUGGAGCUGAGUCCACGCUCAGAGAGCAGUAGCGACUGCUCUUCUCCAGCCUCGCCCGGAAGAGACUGUCUGGAGACCAGUACCUCGAGGCCCAGUGCGGCAUCUGGCCCAGGUUUGGACUCUCACCUGCAGCCAGGGCAGCUUUCAGCCCCAGCCCAGUCAAGAACCGUCACCUCCUCCUUUCUGAUCAGAGACAUCCUUGCUGACUGCAAACCUCUAGCAGCGUGUGCACCCUAUUCUAGCAGCGGUCAGCCUGCAGCCCCUGAGCCUGGGGGCCGCCUUGCGGCCAAGGCCGGGGAGGACUUUCGCGACAAGCUGGACAAAAGUGUCAGCAGCGCCUCGUCGGACUCUGAGUACAAAGGUAAGAAACGAGGUGAAAACGGGAGACAGGUGUUUCUAAAAAGUGACACUUGGAACUUGAGAGCACACACUUGGAGACAGGUGCGCACCGCCUUCACGGACCAUCAGCUGGCGCAACUGGAGCGUAGCUUCGAGAGGCAGAAAUACCUGAGUGUACAAGACCGCAUGGAGCUGGCUGCCUCACUCAACCUCACUGACACGCAGGUCAAGACCUGGUACCAGAACCGCAGGACUAAAUGGAAGCGACAGACAGCCGUGGGGCUGGAGCUGCUGGCAGAGGCAGGCAAUUAUUCGGCGCUCCAGAGAAUGUUCCCAUCGCCUUAUUUCUACCCACAGAGUCUCGUUUCCAACCUGGACCCGGGCGCCGCGCUCUAUCUGUACCGCGGCCCCAGCGCGCCGCCGCCUGCCCUGCAGAGACCUCUGGUCCCACGAAUCCUCAUACACCACCUCGGGCAACCCUCUGCUCUCCAUCCUCUAACCGCCCCUCAACCCACCCCCGCGCACCGCCCUUGUCCUGAGACAAAUAGGAGUGGGAAAGGGGGCAGAUCGCACCACCCGCCUCUCCGACAUCUCGGGGAGUCAGACUCCAGAUCACGUUCAAAGGGCCAAGGUCAUCUCCUGACACCGUUUGAUCUCCCGGGAUAUGGGCGCAGGUGCUGCCCUCCCCCACACCACCUGCAGCACACUACCUACAAGAUGGACAUGCGGAGGAGUUUGGAUGCUUGCAAGCAAAGUACCCACCCAGCAUUCCUGGCCCAACUGUUCUGA
This is a messenger RNA of Cricetulus griseus (Chinese hamster), 1233 nucleotides long. The record is from RefSeq and is a predicted model, not a curated record. NCBI's taxonomy places the organism in Eukaryota, Metazoa, Chordata, Mammalia, Rodentia, Cricetidae.